This is a messenger RNA of Lagopus leucura (white-tailed ptarmigan), 1056 nucleotides long. RefSeq names its product phospholipid-transporting ATPase ID-like. The transcript is spliced from 11 exons. Gene Ontology annotation, cellular component: plasma membrane. The annotation marks the transcript as partial. NCBI's taxonomy places the organism in Eukaryota, Metazoa, Chordata, Aves, Galliformes, Phasianidae. Gene Ontology annotation, biological process: phospholipid translocation; Golgi organization. Gene Ontology annotation, molecular function: ATPase-coupled intramembrane lipid carrier activity. The record is from RefSeq and is a predicted model, not a curated record.
GCCGGCGGGGCGCGUCCCGGGCCCGGAGCCAUGACGGUGCCCCGGGAGAUGCCCGAGAAGUGGCCGCGGGUCCGGGGACCGGGGGGAGCCGAGGAGGAGCGCCGGGUGCGCGCCAACGCACGGGAGUACAACGAGAAGUUCCAGUAUGCGAACAACUGCAUCAAGACCUCCAAAUACAACAUCGUCACCUUCCUGCCUGUCAACCUCUUCGAGCAGUUCCAGGAAGUGGCCAACACCUAUUUCCUUUUCCUCCUCAUUCUGCAGCUGAUCCCGCAGAUCUCCUCACUCUCAUGGUUCACCACCAUCGUGCCUUUGGUUCUCGUCUUGACCAUCACGGCCGUCAAAGAUGCCACCGACGACUACUUCCGCCAUAAGAGCGACAACCAGGUGAACAACCGGCAGUCUCAGGUGCUGAUCGGCGGAGUCCUUCGUCAGGAGCAGUGGAUGAACGUCCGCGUUGGGGACAUCAUCAAGCUGGAGAACAACCAGUUUGUGGCGGCUGACCUCCUCCUCCUCUGCAGCAGCGAGCCCCAUGGGCUGUGCUAUGUAGAGACUGCCGAGCUGGACGGAGAAACCAACAUGAAGGUGCGACAGGCCACCCCCGUCACCUCAGAGCUGGCAGAUAUCAGCACACUGGCACGGUUCGAUGGCGAGGUGAUCUGCGAGCCCCCCAACAACAAGCUGGACAAGUUUGGCGGGACGCUGUACUGGAAGGAGAACAAAUACCCCCUGAGCAACCAGAACAUGCUGCUGCGGGGCUGCGUGCUGCGCAACACCGAGUGGUGCUUCGGCCUCGUCGUCUUCGCAGGGCCGGACACGAAGCUGAUGCAGAACAGUGGGCGGACCAAAUUCAAACGGACGAGCAUCGACCGGCUGAUGAACACCCUGGUGCUGUGGAUCUUUGGGUUCCUGGUGUGCAUGGGGGUGAUCCUGGCCAUCGGUAACGCCAUCUGGGAGCACGAGGUGGGCGUCUGCUUCCAGAUCUACCUGCCCUGGGACGAGGGGGUGCACAGCGCCGUCUUCUCCGGCUUUCUCUCCUUCUGGUCCUACAUCAUC